Messenger RNA from Medioppia subpectinata, 1467 nucleotides. Lineage: Eukaryota; Metazoa; Arthropoda; Arachnida; Sarcoptiformes; Oppiidae. The record is from the annotation of a GenBank genome assembly.
UUAUCAAUUAAUUAAACGCUUUGUAAAAAUUAACACGUUGUAUUAAUUAUUAUUACAGCCAAACCACCAACAAUGAUCAUCUCAAGAACACAGACCGAGAACAUUUUAUUAAAUAACAAGAACCAGAAUAAUAACAACGUGAUAAUUACUAAACCCGAACGUGUUAAAUAUGUAAAACCGGCAAAAAUUGUACCUCAUCAAUUUGAAAUAGCAUGGUUUUAUGUAUUUUUUCUGCCCACCAUUCAUUCAAUAGCGGUCUAUGCGCUGUAUUUACAUUUCACCAAGGGCAUUGGUGGCUGGAGUGAGCUUGGUCUAAAUGUUUAUUAUGUAAGCGCCAAUAUAUUAUGCAUGUUUGGCAUAAUUGCCGGAGCACACAGGCUAUGGUCGCACCGGGCAUACAAAGCCAAAUGGCCGCUACGGCUAAUACUGGGCGCUCUACAGACGGCUACCAUUCAGGAGGAUAUAUACGAGUGGUCACUAAAACACCGGUUGCACCACAAGUUCUCGGACACCGACGGCGAUCCCACCAACAUUAGCAGGGGCUUUUUAUGGGCCCACAUUGGGUGGCUAUUUUUCAAACGCCACCCCACCUACCUGGCCAAAGUGCCCACCAUAGACACCAAGGACCUACUGGACGACCCUAUUGUAAAAUACCAGCGCAUGUUUUAUACGUUCUGGGUGGUUUUGGUACGCGGCACCAUGUUCACGGCCAUUCCCCGGUUACUGUUUCCGCACGAGAGUUGGACGUAUUUGGUGGCGAUGAACGUGCUGUUUUAUGUGAUACUAUUGCAUUAUACCUGGUUGGUCAAUUCCGUGGCCCAUAUGUUUGGUUACAGGCCUUAUGAUAAAAGUAUCCAGCCCACUGAUAACACCGUGCUCGUUUACCUGGCUAUGGGCGGCGGUUACCAUAACUAUCAUCACGCAUUUCCUCAAGAUUACUCCGGGUCCGAGUACGGGUGGGAACAAAAUUUCAACCCGACCACCUUGCUCAUCGAUAUGUUUGCAAAAAUUGGUUGGGCCUAUGAUCGCAAAAAAGUCUCGGCAGAAAUAAUACGCAUGCGUACAAAACGUACGGGCGAUACGACAGCCUUACGCCGUAAUGCAAGUAUGGCUAUGGAUGUGGUGUUGGGACUAUUGAUACUGUAUUGGCCACUGCCAGUGAUUUACGGGCGUAAGCGUAAUCGCGAUUGGGAAAACGAUCUCUAUUUUUUCAAACACAAGACUAAAGACGAAUGCGUCUUGAGUAUGAAAAACACGAUUCAGAACCAGAUCCAGACUGUGAUAUUAGUGCCAUGGAGUUGUCGUCACAACCGUCCACAAGUGCAGCCCCAAUAUCUUCACAAGAGUCUACAAUUGAAAUGUCAUCACAAUCGUCACAAACUGAAGAGAUUUCAAACGAUGCAAAACUUCGUGUCGUUUAUGAAAUCGCACACAAUAUCGCCAAUUCUUCAUACCCUUUUGAAGUAA